CCUUAUAAAGCACAUUCAUUUCAUCACCAAACACAAACACAAAAGUUACUCUGCUUUUUUAAAACAUGGAUUGCUUUAAGAAUCGCACUUUUGUUGCUUUUCGCAUUUCGUGUUUAAUAAUGAUAGCAGUUGCGCUGGUACUUCAAGGGAUAUCUUUAAGGAAAGAUGCAAAAUGGGACCAGUACAUAACAGGUGCUGUUCCGCCAGACAUAAAUCACCCCGUUGUGUUUCAGAUCAAAGCUUACCAGUCGCUGUGGAAAUUGAAUGUGCUAGCAGACUACGACACAGACGUCUAUGACAAUCAUGAUUACAAUGCCUAUGUCGAUAAAUCAAAAAGGAAAACAGAUUGGCGAGAAGAAUCCCUGCACUUCGAGUUGGCAGGGGUUGGAAUCGGGUCAGCAUCUUUCGGGGUAUUGGCACUGGCCUCUGUCAUACCAUUCUUUCUAAAACUCAGAAAGUUCCAAAUUGGUGCGGUCCUUAGUAGCAUGGGGCUAUCUUUUAUCUCAGCUGUUUUGAUAAUGAAAGGAAUCGCACAAUACAGCGAUAAUUAUCAAUCAGUCAUCAACCCCUACGCCAAGACCUGGAAAUGGUUCUUCCAUUUGACUGACGACACUUUAGCCAUGGAUUUCUACUUUGCUUUCGGAGCAGCCAUAUUUCAUUUCUUUGCAGCCGUCUCACUGAUCAUACAUGCCAUUGUAUAUAUAAGAUCCGACGACAGCAAGAACAAAACAACUGUAGAAAGUAUCUGUAUGUAAUGUGAGGAAACUAACCUUCUUCACCUGUACAUGUAUUUAUUAAACUGUUUCACUGUGUUUGAUUGAAGUAUAUAUAUAU
Molecule: messenger RNA, 834 nt
Organism: Magallana angulata
Lineage: Eukaryota; Metazoa; Mollusca; Bivalvia; Ostreida; Ostreidae
Exons: 3
Coding region: 66-755 (229 amino acids)
Source: RefSeq, a predicted model, not a curated record